AUGGAUAGUAUCAGUAAUUCAGGCGUCAGUCUGAUACUCAAUCCUACUAUUGCAAAUGAAAUAAAUGAUAAUCAACAUCAACAUGAUUUAUCAAUAUGUGAAGAAGAAUUUGAAAACCAAGAAGAAAUUCAACAAAUGCUCGCCAAUGCAUUUGAUAGUCAAUCAUUAUCAAAUACAGAUAAUGGUGAACAUUUAUUUGAGGAUGAUGAUAACUAUAAUGAAGAGGAAGAAGAAGAACCAUUAUCAAUUCAUGAUGCAAUGAUUGAACAUGUACGUCAAACAGAAGAUGAUACUCUUCUUCGACAAGAAAAUGAAACAUUACGUCAUCGUAUAGCUGAAUAUGCGACAAGCGAAGAAACUUAUAGAAAAAAUGCAUUGAAAUAUGAAUAUAGAGUAAAUGAACUAAACGAAAAACAGGAACAAAACGUUUUUUCAAUGCGUCUUGAAUAUGAAACAAAAAUUGAACAAUUAACAAAUAAGAAUAGUGAACACCAAAUUGAAAUACUAACAUUAAAACAAAUGUAUGAAACUAUGUAUGAUGAAAAAUGUCAUGCUGAUGAACGAAUCAAUGAUAUUCGUUUAAAUGAACAAAAUCUUCAAGAAAAAUUAGAUAAAAUACAAAUGGAAUAUGAUCAAUUAUUAAAAUUGAAUAAAAAACCAGCGAUGCUCACUGUUAUUACACAAACAGAAAUAAAUGAUGAAGUUGAACAAAAGCUAGAAAUAUUAACAAAACAAAAUAAUGAAUUAGUUGAUGAAUUAAAACGAACAUCGAAUAAGUUCAAUCAAUUACAGAUUAAUUCAUAUGAACGUGAACAAUUAUUCUCCAAUGAAAAGAUACAAUAUGAAAAGCAUAUUAAAGAACUAUCUAAGCGUCCAUCAAUGACUUGUGUUAAACUGCAAACAGAUUCGAUUCAGCAAGAUGAUGAUAUUAAAAAAUUAAAACAAUUGCAAAAUGACAUUGAAGAUUAUAAAUUAAAACUCAACAGUAAGCAAAUGGAAAUUAAUUGUCUACAAUUUGAUUUGAAUAAUUUAAAACAAGAAAUGAAUGAUCGUUUAUCAUUAUUAACAACAAAUAUAUCGAAUGAAAAUUUAAAUAAAGCUCUAUCAGAACGUAAUCAAUAUUUAAAUGAAUUAAAUACAUUAAAAAAUGAACUGCCCGAUUUAAAACAGCAAAUGAUUGAUAGUUUUCAAACAAAAGUUAUAAUAUUUAAAGAAAAAGUUAAAAAAUCUUUAGUUGAAAAAGAAAAUGAUUAUAAUAGAAAAGUUGAACAACUAGAAAAUGAAUAUAUUGAUCAAUAUGAACAGGCUCUGGAGAAAAAUAAACAGAUAGUACGUUCAUUAAUUGCAUCUAAACAAGAAGAAUUUAAUGCAGAAAAAGUACAGAUAAUUUUCGAAUACGAAGAAAGAUUAAAGAAAUUUCAGUCACAACAGUUAUCAAACAAUGAUCGACGUAUCCUCGAACAAAAAAUAGAAGAAUUAACUCGUGCUAAUGAUAAAUGUAGUCAAUACAUAGCAAAACGUGAACAUGAGCAUCGUCAACGAGAAAAAGAAUCUUUAAAUCUUCAACAAUUCGAUGAAACAAAACGAAAAUAUAACGAUGAAAUUCAUCGACUUUAUGAUCAAAUCGCAAAACAAAAUCAACAGCAAAUUCUACUAAUCGAUGAACAUCAAAACCAAAUCGAGCAAUUAAAAAAUACAUAUGAUCAACGUUAUCGUAUUCUUUUAGAUGAAUGGAAAAUAUACAACAAUGAUUUACAUGAUAAUAAUACGAAACUGAAAACAAAAUUAAAAGAAUAUGAAAAAACUAUAGUACAAUUACGUUAUCAUAUUAUUAAUUUGCAAAUAGAAUAUUUGCAAAAUGGUGGUAAUUCAAAUAAAAUUCUUCAAUUUACAAAUGAGAUCAAAUAA
Messenger RNA from Rotaria socialis, 1908 nucleotides. Lineage: Eukaryota; Metazoa; Rotifera; Eurotatoria; Philodinida; Philodinidae. The record is from the annotation of a GenBank genome assembly.